UCAUCGUCCCAAAGCUCUCCACACUCAUCAUUUCCCUCAAAACUAGCUAGUUCUUAAUCCUCGUUGACAAAACCAUGGGCAACAUUUGCUCGAUUUCACUCCCCGCUGACCGCAUUGUCUCUAGCUUCUGGGAUGGCACCACUGAGCAUGCAAAUUACCUGCGCAAACUCCCUGAAAAUCUGGUAGAAUUAGGAACCGCUUGUGAAAGAUUGAGGGAGUUAAGGAACGAUGUGAAGAGGAUGGUGGAUAUUGCUGAGAGGGAACAAAUGCAGCCGCUGGACCAAGUACAAGGGUGGCUUUCAAGGGUUGAAACUCUGGAAACUCAAGUCACUCAACUGAUUGGAGAUGGCACCGAGGAGGUUGAGAAGAAAUGUAUGGGUGGUUGCUGUCCUAGGAAUUGCAGGACCAGAUACAAGUUGGGGAAGAGAGUAGCUAGAAAGUUGAAAGAAGUGGACAUUCUAAUGAGCCAAAGACCUUCGGAUGCGGUGGCUGAGAGGUUACCUUCACCUCGCCUAGGUGAAAGGCCUAAUCAAGCAACUGUCGGCAUGAAUUCCAGAAUUGGUAAGGUUUGGAGCAGCCUUCAUCAAGAACAAGUGGGAAUUAUCGGCCUAUAUGGAUUAGGAGGAGUUGGGAAAACCACCCUCUUAACCCAAAUCAAUAAUGCUUUUACCAAAAGAACCCAUGAUUUUGAUUUUGUGAUCUGGUCAACAGUUUCCAAAAAUGUAAACCUUGAAAACAUUCAGGACGACAUCUGGAAGACGAUAGGGUUUUGUGAUGAUAAAUGGAAAAGCAAAAGUCGAGAUGAGAAAGCUACGAGCAUCUGGAGAGUCCUGAGCGAAAAGAGGUUCGUGCUGUUGCUAGAUGAUUUAUGGGAGUGGUUGGAUUUAUCAGACGUCGGAGUCCCAUUCCAAAAUAAGAAAAAUAAGAUAGUAUUCACCACUCGAUCAGAAGAGGUGUGCGCUCAAAUGGAAGCGGAUAAGAAGAUCAAAGUGGAAUGCCUAACAUGGACAGAAUCCUGGGAAUUGUUUCGAAUGAAGCUUGGAGAAGACACUCUCGAUUUCCAUCCUGAGAUACCGGAGCUCGCUCAAGCCGUCGCACAAGAGUGUUGUGGUUUGCCACUUGUGCUAACUACCAUCGGCAGGGCCAUGGCUUGUAAGAAGACGCCGCAGGAAUGGAAAUAUGCAAUAAAAGUGUUACAAAGCUCUGCCUCAAAAUUUCCAGGCCUUUUAGACGAAUUUGAUGACAUGAAGGGAGCAGAAAACCAGGGUUACAACAUUAUUGGCACUCUGAUUCAUGCAUGUCUAUUAGAAGAAGGUGAUGUUGAUUAUGUAGUAAAACUGCAUGAUGUAAUCCGUGAUAUGGCAUUGUGGAUAGCUUGUGAAACAGGGAAGGAGCAGGACAAGUUCUUGGUGCAGGCCCGCAGUGGGUUAACUGAAGCUCCUGAAGUUGCUAGAUGGAUGGGACCAAAAAGGAUUUCACUUAUCGGUAACCAAAUUGAGAAACUAACAGGGUCUCCUGAUUGCCCCAAUCUCUCAACUUUGUUUCUUCAGGAUAAUAGUUUGAAGAUGAUCACUGAUAGUUUCUUCCAGUUUAUGCCAAAUCUAAGAGUUUUAGACUUGUCAAGGAAUGCUAUGACUGAAUUACCACAGGGAAUCUCUAAUUUGGUUUCAUUACAGUAUCUCAACCUAUCACAAACUAACAUAAAAGAGUUGCCAAUUGAGUUGAAGAACCUGGUAAAUUGAAAUUUUUGUUGUUGCAUCGCAUGAGACUUUCUUCAAUUCCAGAGCAGUUGAUAUCAGGU
This is a messenger RNA of Vitis riparia (riverbank grape), 1801 nucleotides long. RefSeq names its product probable disease resistance protein At5g63020. Bases 75 to 1742 code for a protein of 555 amino acids. Gene Ontology annotation, molecular function: ADP binding; protein binding. The transcript has 2 exons. The record is from RefSeq and is a predicted model, not a curated record. NCBI's taxonomy places the organism in Eukaryota, Viridiplantae, Streptophyta, Magnoliopsida, Vitales, Vitaceae.